Messenger RNA from Oryza sativa Japonica Group (Japanese rice), 3200 nucleotides. RefSeq names its product rust resistance kinase Lr10. Lineage: Eukaryota; Viridiplantae; Streptophyta; Magnoliopsida; Poales; Poaceae. Gene Ontology annotation, molecular function: protein kinase activity; ATP binding; polysaccharide binding. Gene Ontology annotation, biological process: protein phosphorylation. The record is from RefSeq and is a predicted model, not a curated record.
UGUUGCGUUGCGUCGAGUUAAAAGAUGGACACCACUAUACCACAGUGUAGUACCCGGCCGGAAGCUGCCUGCAGUCUAGUGAAUCGCAGCAGCAUCCAUCCUGCCGUGUGGAAAAAGACCUAUAGGUAGAUCUUUUGAGGGUUUGCUUGGUUAGCUUAGCUGGACCUGUUAUCUGUCUGGGAAAGGGUUUAUUUGUAGAAACCCUCAAACAUCUGGCAAAUGCUCAUUUCUCUUAAUGGAAAUGGGGGAGCUUGGCUCUCCUACUUUAUUGGAUCGCGAUUGACCGUUACCUAUAGGUACUGUACCGUGUAUUACACGGAGGAAAUUGACAGGUGUGGAAAUUGAGUGCUUCCAUAAAAGUCCCAAAAAUUAAUACUCGUUCCUGUCUUAAAAUAAAACAAAUUCUACUAUUAGUAUUUAAAAUUUGUUCUAAAAUAUAACAACUUCUUUACCUACAUUUCCUUCUCAACCAAUCACAAUCUUUCAAUAUUUAAAUUUUUUUUGUCUACUUUUUUCUCUUAAACAAUCACAACAUUCUCUCGUUUAAUUUUACAUACUUUUUCUAAUACCUGGUCUAAGUCUAUUUCUUUUAUAUAUUAUGAAAGAGAGAUAGUUACUCUGUUCUGUUUUUUAAUGUAUGACGUCGUUAACUUUUGUCAUAACGUUUGACUAUCCGUCUUGCUCAAAAAAUUUAUAAGAAUGUUUUUUUGUUGUGAUUUAUUUUGUCAUCAAAGAGACCCUAACCUUACUUUAUUUAUAUAUAUAUGUUUGCACUGAAUUUUUGAAUAAGAAGAACAAUUAAAUAUUAUCUGAAAAGUCAACAGAAUCAUACAUUGAAAAAGAAAAAGAUAGUACUAGUAGUCAGUAUCUCCCCAGUUAAAGCACCCACCCCGACCCCACCAAAUUAAUACUCAGCAAGGCUAAUCCCUGCCAAUUAUAGUGGUCAUUUCUCUAGGGACGGACUGGGAAUGGAAGCUGCAGCCAUGGCGAAAUCUCUACUUCUCUCCUCUUUGCUUGCGGUUGUUGCAGCAGAAGUUGUUGGAACAGGGCUAAACCCCCAGUACUGUCCUCCUUCCUCCUGUGGCCAUCUUGGCAACAUAUCCUACCCUUUCCGUCUUGAAGGCGAUUCACGUCAGUGCGUUGCUACUCCUCGUCCAUGGUACAACCUCUCAUGUAACAAUGGCAGGGCUGCCAUUCAGAUCAACAAAGGGACGUACUACGUGACUAGCAUCAACUAUACCGGGGAGGAAUUCUGGGUUGUGGAUGCCACCUUGCAAGAUGAUGAUACAAACGGCAGCAGUUGUCCUCUUCCUCGCUCUGAUCACCUUCCUUACACGAAGAAUUACUGGCGUCUGUAUUCGGGGAAAACUUCAACUGAUUCUUAUGGCGCUAUCGAUUUGUACACUGUUUCACGCAAUUGGGCAUGCUUUGUGAAUUGUUUCCGAGCAAUAACAGAUAUUAUGCCAAGGUACAGGCCCGUUACAUGUCUGCUUCCCAACAAUUCAUUUGUUUUUGUCUCGUUUGAUGACUGUGCCGUUGGAGAGUUUCAACCUUCAUGUCGAUAUUUGGCCAUGAUUCCCUUUGAUGGUUGGCAUAUAUCGGACUCACAGCUACAGAAUGCAAGUUACACAGAUAUCAUAGGAUUCAUAAGGAAAGGAGUUAGUGUUUCGUUUCCAAUUGGUCCUUACCAGAGUAAUGAUAUCAGCGUCACGGAAUGCCUGAAGGGUUCAAAGAGGUACUUCAAGCAGCAUACAUCUCGUGCAAGCAUUCAAGAUUUAACCCGUGCUCUUUUCUGGAAUGAAACAUACUCCGAAGUAGAUUGCAGUAAUCUAGGUGCCUCCAAGAAAGACAUGAUUUUUUUGGGAAUCAUGGUAUCGGCUAUUGAUAUCACCAAGUUUCAUUUCGUUUUAUUCAGGUUACUGUUGGGGUCACUGGUGAUAUUCAUCUUCCUUGCCCAUAAGUACUGGAAAACAAGGAUCACGAUCGACGCGGUAGAGAAGUUCCUCCGAAUGCAGCAGAUGAUUGGUCCGAUGAGGUUUGCCUACACAGACAUUAUUGCAAUCACAUCACAUUUUCGAGACAAGCUAGGCCAAGGAGGCUAUGGCUCUGUAUAUAAAGGUGUAUUGCUCCCGGGUAAUCUCCAUAUUGCCGUCAAGAUGCUGACUGGUAGCUCCAGCUGCAACGGAGAUGAGUUCAUCAGUGAAGUAUCAACCAUUGGAAGGAUCCACCAUGUCAAUGUGGUGCGUCUGGUCGGGUUUUGCACUGAAGAAAUGAGGAGGGCACUUAUAUACGAGUACAUGCCUCGAGGCUCUCUUGACAAGUACAUCUUCUCGCCAGAGAAGAGUUUCUCCUGGGACAAGCUGAAUGAGAUCGCCUUGGGUAUUGCAAGAGGGAUCAACUACCUGCAUCAGGGAUGUGAGAUGCAGAUUCUACACUUUGACAUCAAGCCGCAUAACAUCCUUCUUGAUGAUAACUUUGUCCCAAAAGUUGCAGAUUUUGGCCUUGCCAAGCUGUACCCAAGAGAUAAGAGCUUUGUCCCAGUGAGUGCCGCACGAGGAACCGUGGGCUACAUAGCUCCUGAGAUGAUCUCUCGGAGUUUUGGUGUCAUAUCAAGCAAAUCCGAUGUUUAUAGCUUCGGAAUGCUACUUUUGGAGAUGGCUGGAGGAAGAAGGAAUGCAGAUCCAAAUGCAGCAAACUCACUUCAAGCAUAUUAUCCAUCACGGGUGUACAGGGAGCUGACUCGGCGAGAAACAAGCGAGAUCUCUGAUAUUGCUGACAUGCAUGAACUAGAGAAGAAGCUUUGCAUUGUUGGAUUAUGGUGCAUUCAGAUGAGGUCGUGUGAUCGACCGACGAUGAGCGAGGUGAUAGAGAUGCUUGAAGGUGGUAGUGAUGAACUGCAGGUUCCUCCAAGGCCAUUCUUCUGUGAUGAUGAGCAAUUCCCUGGAGUGGAGUCUUACAAUAUGCCAUCUGAUCUAACUGCAAUCUCCGAGGAGCAUGAGGACGACGACGACGAAAGCAUAUGUCUGUUCGAAAGCUACCAGUAACUUAGUAGCAAGUACAUUUAUGAUGACUGUAUUUACUUAAUUUGUAUGCCCAUUUUGCUGUCGAAACUUCAAUAUGCUGAGAUCGAUAUAUUGUAACUUCAAUAGUUUUUAUGUAUAUUGUAAGUUUGUAGCACAUAUAAUAAGCAAAUAAAGUGA